This is a messenger RNA of Copidosoma floridanum, 8003 nucleotides long. It is a transcript of the gene alpha-Spec, whose product is annotated as alpha spectrin. Gene Ontology annotation, molecular function: calcium ion binding; protein binding. The record is from RefSeq and is a predicted model, not a curated record. NCBI's taxonomy places the organism in Eukaryota, Metazoa, Arthropoda, Insecta, Hymenoptera, Encyrtidae.
UGGCGUCACGUCAAUGCGCGCUGUGAGCCGUGAGUCAUGGCUAAAUAAACAAUUCAGUGUGUAUACACAAUUAAAGGUAUUGAAGUAUUUCUCUUGCGACCUGCAUCGCGCAUCUGCACAUGCAUGGUUUAGGACGAAGAAGAUUACAGGGUAAAGAGAGAACGUUGAGAAAGUGACUUGUAACCCAAACGACCCGACCAGGAACCAGGAACUCCGAGAGAGAGAGAGAGAAAACAACGCUACUACAUAGGUACGAACCAAAUCGGAGCACGCAUACCACACCCGCACACCACACCCGCGCACGGCCAUUUUGGCCAGUAGAGGAGGCUAGCUCGCUGCAGAAGCAGUAGAAGCACCAGCAGCAGCGGUCUACCGAACGACCGGCGCGAUGGAUCAGCAGAUCACCCCGAAGGAGGUCAAGAUCCUCGAGAAUCCCGAGGAUAUACAGGACAGGAGGCAGCAAGUACUCGGCCGGUAUGCCAACUUCAAGGCGGAGGCGCGCAACAAGCGCGACAAGCUCGAGGACUCCCGACGCUUCCAGUACUUCAAGCGCGAUGCCGACGAACUGGAAACCUGGGUCUAUGAGAAGCUGCAGGCUGCCUCUGACGAGAGUUACAGGGAUCUCACCAACCUCCAGGCAAAGAUACAGAAGCAUCAGGCCUUCGAAGCAGAAGUGGCUGCCCAUUCCAAUGCCAUUGUUUUGCUUGACAAUACUGGAUUGGAAAUGAUCGAUCAGCACCAUUUUGCCAGUGACAUCAUUCGCAAGCGACUCGAUGAGUUGCACCGCCUGUGGCAGCUUCUACUGGCGCGGCUGGCAGAGAAGGGUCUCAAGUUGCAACAGGCUCUAGUGCUGGUGCAGUUUCUGCGUUACUGCGAUGAAGUGAUGUUCUGGAUCCACGACAAAGAAGCUUUUGUCACAACCGAUGAGUUUGGCCAGGACCUCGAGCACGUCGAGGUGCUGCAACGCAAGUUUGACGAGUUCCAGAAAGACAUGACCAGCCAGGAAUACCGCUUCACCGAGGUGAACGAGCUGGCGGACAAGCUGCUCUUGGACGGGCACCCGGAGCGCGACACCAUACAGCGCCGCAAAGAGGAGCUCAACGAGUCUUGGCAACGGCUCAAACAGCUGGCAAUAUUGCGCCAGGAGAAACUCUUUGGUGCUCACGAGAUCCAGCGCUUCAACCGCGACGCCGACGAGACCAUGGCCUGGAUCGCCGAAAAGGACGCGGUCCUGGCGUCUGACGACUUUGGCCGGGACCUCGCCUCGGUACAGCUGCUGCAGCGCACUCAUGAGAACGUAGAGCGCGAUCUUGCCGCUCUUGAGGACAAGGUGGCGACGCUGAGCAGCGAGGCAGACAGGCUCGCGGGCAUCCAUCAGCCCGAGCACUCGCAGCAAAUCCAGUCCAAACGAGCGGAGAUCCUGCAGUCUUGGGAGGGUCUCACGGCUAGGGCCAAGGAGCGCCGCUCCAGGUUGGAUGAAUCCUACUGCCUGCAUCGCUUCCUUUCCGACUAUAGCGACCUCGUCUCCUGGAUGAAAAACAUGCGGGCGAUCAUAUCGGCUGACGAGCUGGCCAAAGACGUAGCAGGCGCCGAGGCUUUGCUCGAGCGCCACCAGGAACACAGGAGCGAGAUAGACGCGCGUGCCGACAGCUUCGAGGGUACGGCUUUGGCGGGUGGCAAGCUCCUCGAGCGCGAUCACUACGCAGCUGAAGAAGUUGAGCGCAAACUCGAUUCAUUGACCGCCGACAAGACGGCGCUGCUCGAGCUCUGGAACAAGCGACGCGCUUUGUACGAGCAGUGCAUGGACCUCCAACUCUUUUACCGGGACACCGAGCAGGCGGACACCUGGAUGGCCAAGCAGGAAGCCUUCCUGGCCAACGAGGAUCUUGGCGACUCCCUCGACAGCGUUGAAGCUCUGAUCAAGAAGCACGAAGACUUUGACAAGACUCUGGCUGCCCAAGAGGACAAGAUCAAGGCGCUCGAUGAAUUCGCCAGCAAACUGGUGGAGGGCGGACACUACGCAGCUGAAGAGGUAGCCCAACGCAGAGCCGAGCUGCUGCGACGCAGGUCAGAUCUUCUCGAGAAAUCGGCGCUGCGUCGGCGAGCCCUCGACGACUCGUACAAGCUGCAGCAGUUCGAGCGCGACUGUGACGAGACUAAGGGCUGGGUCAACGAAAAGCUCAAGUUCGCGACGGACGACAGCUACCUCGACCCGACCAACCUCAAUGGCAAGCUCCAAAAGCACCAGAACUUCGAGCAGGAGCUCCAAGCCAAUCGUACUCGUAUGGAAGAGAUGGUAGCGCAAGGCGAGGAGCUUUGCGCGGCCGACCACUACGCGUCGGAGCGCGUGCGCUCCCGUAUCGACGAGAUCGUCGGACUCUGGUCGUCCCUGACCGAGGCCAGCGAGCGCAAAGCCGCCAAACUUCAAGAGGCUGCCCAACAACAGCAGUUCAACCGUACGGUCGAAGACCUCGAGUUGUGGCUGUCGGAACUGGAGGGCCAGCUGCUCUCCGAGGACUAUGGCAAAGACCUGACUUCGGUCCAGAACCUCAUCAAGAAGCAGGCUCUCCUUGAAGCCGAUGUCGCCUCGCAUCAAGAGCGCGUCGAGGGGUGCGCCCAGGCGGCUGCACGCUUCGUCGAGGCCGGUCAUUUUGACGCAGACAACAUCAAGCUGAAACAGCAACAGCUGCAUAGCCGUUACGCCGGGCUCGAGCGACCUAUGCUGGCGCGCAAGCAGCGCCUGUUGGACUCACUGCGGCUGCAGCAGCUCAUUCGCGACGUCGAGGACGAGGAAGCUUGGAUCAGGGAGAAAGAGCCCGUGGCGGGUUCGACAAAUCGGGGACGUGACCUCAUCGGUGUGCAAAACCUGCAGAAGAAGCAUCAGGCCGUACUCGCCGAGAUCAACAACCACGAGGGGCGAGUUGCAGCGGUCUGCGCUGCCGGCUCGCGUAUGCUCGAGGAGGGUCACUUUGCUGCCGAGGAGAUCAGCCAGAGGCUCGCCGGUCUCGACGAGCGCUGGGGCCAGUUGAAGGACAAGGCACGUCAGCGCAAGCAGGACCUCGACGACUCGCUCCAGGCUCACCAGUACUUUGCCGACGCCAACGAAGCCGAGUCCUGGAUGAAGGAGAAACGUCCCAUAGUGACAAACGCCGACUACGGCAAGGACGAGGACAGCAGCGAAGCUCUACUCAAGAAGCACGAGGCCCUGCUCAGCGACCUAGAAGCCUUUGCUCGCACGAUCGCUGCCCUUGGCGAGCAAGCGGCCAACUGUAGGCAACAGGAGGCACCCCAGGUCGAUUUAGCUGGUAAGGAAUGCGUGCUCGCGCUCUACGAUUACACGGAGAAGUCGCCACGCGAGGUGUCGAUGAAGAAGGGCGACAGUCUGACCCUCCUUAAUAGCAGCAACAAGGACUGGUGGAAGGUUGAGGUGAACGAUAGACAGGGUUUCGUGCCCGCAGCCUACGUGAAGCGCAUCGAGCCCGAGGCUGGACUCAGUGCGUCACAGCAGGAGCUUGCCCGCGAACAGGGCUCCAUUAAGGCACGCCAGGCCCAGAUCGAGGCCCAGUAUGAGGAACUGUUACGUUUGGCACACGAUCGCCAGAACAAGCUCAACGAGACGGCUAAAGCGUACGUUCUGGUGCGCGAGGCGGCCGAUCUCGCCAGUUGGAUCAAGGACAAGGAGAACCAUGCCCAGGUUCAGGACGUCGGUGAGGACCUCGAACAGGUCGAGGUCAUGCAGAAGAAGUUUGAUGACUUCCGCGCGGACCUCAAGGCCAACGAGGUGCGCCUCGCCGAGAUGAACGAGAUCGCGGUGCAGCUGAUGAGCCUCGGACAGACGGAGGCCGCGCUCAAGAUCCAGACCCAGAUCCAGGAGCUGAACGAUAAGUGGACGAGUCUGCAGACGUUGACAGCCGAGCGCGCCAGUCAGCUUGGCUCUGCCCACGAGGUGCAACGCUUCCAUCGUGACGUGGACGAGACCAAGGACUGGAUACGCGAGAAGGACGCUGCCCUGAACAAUGACGAUCUUGGCAAGGAUCUGCGCAGCGUGCAAGCACUCCAGCGCAAACACGAGGGUCUCGAGCGAGACUUGGCAGCCCUCGGCGAUAAGAUCAAGCAACUCGAUGAAACAGCCAACCGGCUGAUGCAGUCGCAUCCCGACACCGCCGAUCAGACCUACGCCAAGCAAAAGGAGAUCAACGAGGAGUGGACCCAACUCACCGCCAAGGCCAACUCGCGCAAGGAAAAGCUCCUCGACUCUUACGACCUGCAGCGCUUCCUCAGCGACUACCGUGACCUCAUGGCCUGGAUUAACUCGAUGAUGGGCCUCGUUGCCUCCGAAGAGCUCGCGUCUGACGUGACUGGCGCCGAAGCGCUCCUUGAGCGCCACCAGAGCCACAGAACGGAAAUCGACGCGCGAUACGGUAUUGUACCACAGGAGCACCGCAUGGAGAUAGACGCGCGUGCCGGCACGUUCCAAGCGUUCGAGUUAUUUGGCCAGCAGCUGCUACAAUCCAACCACUACGCGAGCGUCGAGAUCCAGGAGAAGCUCGAGUCGAUGAGCGAGGCGCGCCAAGAACUCGAGAAGGCCUGGAUCCAGAGGCGCAUGCAGCUCGACCAGAACCUCGAGCUCCAGCUCUUCUGCCGGGACUGCGAACAGGCCGAGAACUGGAUGUCGGCGCGCGAGGCCUUCCUGAGCAGCAGUGGCUCCGAGGAUGGUGGCCUCGAGACCGGCGACAACGUCGAGGCUCUGAUCAAAAAGCACGAGGACUUUGACAAGGCCAUCAACGCCCACGAGGAGAAGAUCGCGGCCCUGCAGACGCUCGCCGAUCAGCUGAUCGCGGCUGAGCACUACGCCGCCCGUCCGAUAGACGACCGCCGCUGCCAGGUGCUCGACCGCUGGCGUCACCUGAAGGACGCCCUGAUCGAGAAGCGCUCGCGCCUCGGUGAGUCCCAGACGUUGCAACAAUUCUCGCGCGACGCCGACGAGAUGGAGAACUGGAUCGCCGAAAAGCUACAGCUUGCCACGGAGGAGAACUACAAGGACCCGGCCAACAUUCAGUCCAAACACCAGAAGCACCAAGCCUUCGAGGCCGAGCUCGCUGCCAACGCGGACCGCAUACAGUCUGUGCUCGCGAUGGGUGGCAACUUGAUCGACAAACACCAGUGUGCCGGCAGCGAGGAAGCCGUGCAGAAGAGACUUGCCUCGAUCGCUGACCAGUGGGAGUAUCUCACCCAGAAGACGACCGAGAAGUCGCUCAAACUCAAAGAGGCAAACAAACAGCGUACCUACAUAGCCGCGGUCAAAGACUUGGACUUUUGGCUGGGUGAGGUCGAGAGUCUGCUGACCAGCGAGGACGCAGGCAAGGAUCUGGCUUCGGUGCAGAACCUGAUGAAGAAGCAGCAGCUCGUCGAAGCGGACAUUGGGGCUCACGAGGAGCGCAUCCGCGACAUGAACUCCCAGGCGGACUCAUUGAUCGAGAGCGGCCAGUUCGAGGCCCAGGCGAUACAGGAGAAACGUCAGAGCAUCAACGAGCGCUACGAGCGCGUGCGUAAUCUCGCGGCUCACAGGCAAGCCCGGCUAAACGAAGCCAACACUCUGCACCAGUUCUUCCGCGACAUCGCUGACGAGGAGAGCUGGAUCAAGGAAAAGAAGCUGCUCGUCGGUUCGGAUGACUACGGACGCGACCUCACCGGCGUCCAGAAUCUUAAGAAGAAACACAAGCGUCUCGAAGCCGAGCUAGCGAGCCACGAGCCGGCGAUACAGGCCGUGCAGGAGGCUGGCGAGAAGCUGAUGGACGUCUCGAAUCUUGGCGUACCGGAGAUCGAACAGCGGCUCAAGCUGCUCAACCAGGCCUGGGCCGAGCUCAAGCAACUCGCCGCGACGCGAGGCCAAAAACUCGACGAGUCACUUGCUUACCAACAGUUCAUCGCCAAGGUCGAAGAGGAGGAGGCCUGGAUCGCCGAGAAGCAGCAGCUGCUCUCGCUCGAGGACUGCGGCGACACGAUGGCCGCAGUGCAGGGCCUGCUUAAAAAGCACGACGCCUUCGAGACUGACUUUGCCGCGCACGCGGAGCGCUGCCGCGAGAUCGGCGAGGCAGGCGACGCUCUCGCCGCGGCUGGCAAUCACCGGGCCGAUGCCAUCGCCCAGCGCUGCCAGCAACUCCAGGCUCGUCUCGAGCAGUUGGCCGGUCUCGCGCGCGGCCGCAAGGCCAGUCUCGCCGACAACUCGGCCUACCUGCAGUUCAUGUGGAAGGCCGACGUCGUGGAGUCGUGGAUCGCCGACAAGGAGAGCCACGUGCGCUCCGAGGAGUUUGGCCGAGAUCUCUCGUCAGUGCAGACACUGCUCACCAAGCAGGAGACCUUCGACGCUGGUCUGCACGCUUUCGAGCACGAAGGUAUACAGAACAUUACGAGCUUGAAGGAGCAGCUACUCGAGGCCGGCCACGAACAACGCGCGGCCAUACACAAACGCCACGGCGACGUGAUAGCCCGCUGGCAGAAGCUGCUCGCUGACUCGCAGGCGCGCAAACAGCGGCUUCUACGCAUGCAGGAACAGUUCCGACAGAUCGAGGAGCUCUAUCUGACUUUCGCCAAGAAGGCUUCGGCCUUCAACUCGUGGUUCGAGAACGCCGAGGAGGACCUCACGGAUCCCGUGCGCUGCAACAGCAUCGAGGAGAUCAGAGCGCUGCGUGAGGCUCACACCCAAUUCCAAGCGAGCCUGACCUCGGCCGAGGUGGACUUCUUGGCACUUGGUGCCCUUGACCGUCAAAUCAAGAGCUUCAACGUUGGUCCGAACCCAUACACCUGGUUCACGAUGGAGGCCCUGGAAGACACCUGGCGCAACCUGCAGAAAAUCAUCAAAGAGCGUGACGUGGAGCUCGCAAAGGAAGCACAGCGUCAAGAGGAGAACGACAAACUGCGCAAGGAGUUUGCCAAGCACGCCAACGCCUUCCAUCAGUGGCUUGCGGAUACGCGUACCUCCAUGAUGGAGGGUUCGGGUUCGUUGGAGCAGCAGCUCGAGGCGACCAAACGCAAGACCCAGGAGGUCAAGGCGCGUCGCCAGGAUCUGAAAAAAGUCGAGGAUCUUGGUGCCAUACUCCUGGAGGAGCAUCUCAUUCUCGACAAUCGCUAUACCGAACACAGUACCGUCGGCCUUGCCCAACAAUGGGACCAGCUCGAUCAACUCGGCAUGCGCAUGCAACACAACCUCGAGCAGCAAAUACAGGCGCGCAACCAGUCGGGCGUCUCGGAGGGUGCACUUAAGGAGUUCUCCAUGAUGUUUAAGCACUACGACAAAGACAAGAGCGGCCGUCUCAAUCACCAAGAGUUCAAGUCUUGCCUUCGCGCCCUCGGCUACGAUCUGCCGAUGGUCGAAGAGGGCCAGCCCGAUCCAGAAUUCGAAAAUAUUCUCGACAUAGUCGACCCCAACAGAGACGGGUUCGUUUCCUUGCAAGAUCAUAUGGCAUUUAUGAUUAGCAAGGAGACCGAAAACGUUCAGAGUUCGCAGGAAAUCGAAAAUGCAUUCCGAGCCAUCACAGCUGCCGAUCGUCCUUACGUAACGAAGGAGGAACUUUAUGCUAACCUCACCAAAGAAAUGGCAGAUUACUGUGUGGCAAGAAUGAAACCUUAUGUCGAUCCGAAAACGGAGAGGCCGAUAACAGGUGCUUUGGAUUACAUAGAAUUCACGCACACGCUAUUCCAGAAUUAAAUAGAAUUUUAUAUAGUCUUAUCACUCAGAGAUCAUUUAUAUACUUUUGUCUAUCAAACACCGCUUUAAAAAAAAAAAAAAAAAAAAAACACUUCCAACAUCUCGUCUAAUACUCUCGCGUGUAUGUUUAUAUGUACGCCAUAGUUACAGUUGCUUGCGAGUUAGAUUGUUAUUAAUCUUUAAAUUAUAACGACAGAAAAUUAUUUAUGCUUACUAUUAAUAUUAUUUUGCUUUGACCCAAAGGGAGAAUGAAGUUUAUCAUAAAAUGACAUAAUAAAAGUAUUGAUAACGUUAA